Hevea brasiliensis (rubber tree) is the source of this 1213-nucleotide messenger RNA. Its product is annotated as protein LEAD-SENSITIVE 1. The record is from RefSeq and is a predicted model, not a curated record. Lineage: Eukaryota; Viridiplantae; Streptophyta; Magnoliopsida; Malpighiales; Euphorbiaceae. The coding region runs from base 211 to 1011 and encodes 266 amino acids. The transcript has 2 exons.
AUUAACUUAAUAUUAAUUAAUUUAUCGCAAAGAAAAGGAGGAGAAUUUCUCCCUGGCAAAGCCUUAAACGCAAAGGAAGCGUUUCGCUUUCCUAUCUCUCUCUCUCUCUCUCUCUCUCGAUCUCGAAACUUAUCUGCGUAUAAAUUAGCCCAGAAGAAGAGAGAAGGAAAGGGAAGAAGAAGAAGAAGAAGAAGAAGAAGAAGAAGAAGAAUGGGAGUUUUUUCAAACAAGAUCGGAAGAGAUGAGUUGAAGCCAGGGGAUCACAUCUACUCUUGGAGGCACGCUUAUAUAUACUCUCAUCAUGGGAUAUAUGUUGGCGAUGGAAUGGUGAUCCACUUCACACGUGGAGCAGGUCAGGAGAUAGGGACAGGAACUGUUUUAGACCGAAUAAUUUUCAGCUCUUCUUCUUCUUCUCGUACUUCGGACAAUCCAUGCCCUAAAUGUGGGGAUCAGUCAAGGCUUGAUGGUGUCAUUCAAUCCUGUAUAGAUUGUUUCCUUUCAGGUGGGGACCUGUACCGCUUUGAAUAUGGUGUCUCACCAGCAAUCUUUCUUGCUAAAGCUAGAGGAGGGACCUGCACCCUUGCUGCUUCUGAUGCACCAGAAGAUGUCGUCCACCGUGCUUCUUUCCUACUUGAAAAUGGUUUUGGUGGAUAUAAUAUUUUCAAGAACAACUGUGAGGAUUUUGCAAUCUACUGCAAGACAGGUCUUCUGAUAUUCACGAGCAUCAGUGUUGGUCGAAGUGGGCAGGCAGCAUCUUUAUUAGCUGCUGCCAGUGCUAUUAUUUCUUCACCACUUCGAUUUUUAACUACCAGCUUUAGCGGGCUGACGGCUGUGGGUUGUGGUAUGUAUUGUAUCAGCCGGUUUGUUUCUGAUAUUGGAAUACGUCGUGAUGUGACCAAAGUGCCAGUUGAGAGGCUUGUUUCCCAGUCUAGUUUGCAAGAGCUGGAAGUUGCAGCUGAUGUUACCAAGGAAAAGCAACAUUAUUUACUAACAGAAAAUUGUGUGGAUUAAACGAAGUGCUACCUGCUAUCCAGUCGAUGGUAUGAUGCUGGCUACAGAAAAAUAAAUUUCCCUGUGAAUUGCAAUGAUGCAUUGAUAAAGUAUGUAAUAUGAUCUCAUUGUGAAAUGCUUAUUGAGACAUGUAUUCUUCAUUCAUGGACAAAGACUAUUUUUUAGUUCAUGUUUGGUAAGUGAGUGCCAUUUGUAUCUCUAA